AACAGCCCCCCGGGGACUUGGAGGUGAGAAGAGACAUUCGUUCUGAAAUACUCCUCCUCGCCAGGGAUAAAAAUAAGUUCGUUAACGGCCUAGGAUUGCCGGUUCUUCCGGGGUGUGGUGCGCAAAACGCCAUACAACUGCCCUGGGCCGUCGCAUGUAUCAUGUGACGGGCGAAUCAGUUGAAUAGCGAACAUCGACGUUGCGCGAGUCAUCCUGUAUAAUGGCUACGCGGAAACUCAUCCUCACGGCCGGGGCGAGUGCCAUCGGUGCCGGUGUUAUCACAUCUCAUUACUUCCUCACGGACUCAAAUACGGUGUUCGCUGAGCAAAAGGUGUCCAGACCUCCCAAGAGGCCUUUACCGUCAAGAGAGUCUCAGGUCAAGUCUCUAAAGUCCGAGAAUUACGACGUUCUCAUAAUCGGCGGAGGUGCGACUGGAGCAGGAUGUGCCUUAGACGCUGCAACCCGUGGUUUGAAAACCGCUCUCAUUGAGGGGGACGACUUCGCCUCUGGCACAUCAUCCAGGAGCACCAAACUGAUACAUGGAGGUGUUCGCUAUCUGCAGAAGGCCAUCAUGCAACUGGAUUUUGAACAGUAUAGGAUGGUCAAGGAGGCUCUACACGAACGUGCUUCCAUGCUCCACAGCGCCCCUCAUCUCGCCCACCCUCUACCUAUCAUGCUGCCCGUCUACACGUGGUGGCAGAUACCUUACUACUGGUUCGGUAUUAAGAUGUAUGAUAUUGUGGCGGGUAGCAAAACAGUCAAGUCCUCGUAUUAUCUAAGCAAGUCCAAUGCUCUGGAGUUAUUCCCCAUGCUAAAGGGGGACAAGUUGACGGGAGCUAUCGUCUACUACGAUGGUCAGCAAGACGACGCUAGAAUGAACCUGGCAAUUGCAUUGACCGCAGCGAGGCAUGGAGCUACAGUUGCUAACCACGUCAGCGUUGUAAAUCUACUCAAAGGACUCGACAUUGAUGGGAAAAGAGUUCUGGUCGGCGCACGUCUUAAAGACGAGUUGACGGGUGAAGAGUGGGACGUCAAGGCUAAAGCGAUAAUAAAUGCAACCGGUCCAUUCACAGACCACAUACGAAAGAUGGAUGAUCAAACUGUGAAAGAGAUCUGCUGUCCUUCGUCAGGAGUUCACAUUGUCCUUCCGGGUUACUAUAGUCCCGAUCAGAUGGGUCUCCUGGAUCCAGCCACCAGCGAUGGUCGUGUAAUCUUCUUCCUGCCAUGGCAGAAACAGACAAUCGCUGGCACAACCGACCUGCCGUGCGAUGUCACCCACAACCCGCGGCCCACAGAGGAUGAAAUCAUGUUCAUCCUUCAGGAAGUGAAAAAUUAUCUAAAUCCGGACGUUGAAGUACGACGAGGUGAUGUGCUCUCCGCAUGGAGCGGUAUCCGGCCCCUUGUUUCUGACCCCAACAAGCCCAACACUCAAUCUCUCGCGAGAAAUCACAUCGUUCAUGUCAGUCCUACAAAUCUCGUAACCAUUGCUGGCGGAAAGUGGACUACAUAUCGCGCCAUGGCUACGGAGGCAGUCGACGCGGCUGUUAAAGCGUGCAAUCUGAAACCUGCGAGUGGUUGCCAGACAGACGGCAUGCAGUUGGAGGGAGCCCAUGGCUUUACACCAACGAUGUACAUCAGACUUGUGCAGGAUUUCGGUUUGGAGUGCGAAGUAGCCCAGCAUUUAGCGCAGAGCUAUGGCGACCGAGCAUUUGCAGUGGCAAAGAUGGCGGCUCUAACUGGAAAGCGGUGGCCAAUCAUUGGCAAGAAAAUACAUCCAGAGUUCCCAUAUAUUGAUGCCGAGAUCCGAUAUGGAGUGCGUGAGUACGCGAGGACAGCAAUUGACAUGAUCGCACGAAGGCUCAGGCUUGCCUUCUUGAACGUGCAGGCUGCGCAAGAAGCUCUGCCUGGCAUCAUUGAUAUUAUGGCAGAGGAGCUCAACUGGUCGGCGGAGGAGAAGCAGCGGCAGCAUCGCGAGGCCAGCGAGUUUCUCGCCAACGAGAUGGGACAAAUGGUGAAUCGCGCAUCCCGAGACAAGAUUCCUAUCAAUCUUACCAAGGAAGAGAUUCAGCUGUAUAUCAAACGUUUCCAGAUUAUUGACAAGGACCGUAAAGGAUACGUCUCCAUUAACGAUAUUAGGCGUGGGUUGAAGCUGUUUGGUGACAAGGAAGUACCUGGUGAGGAACUUCAUGAAAUCUUACGUGAAAUCGACACUAACAUGAACGGUCAAGUCGAACUGGACGAAUAUCUACAGAUGAUGUCGGCCAUCAAGUCCGGUCACGUGGCUUAUUCUCGAUUCGCAAGGAUGGCAGAAAUGGAAGAAGCUCAGCAUGAGAAAGACAUACUUAAAAAACAAAUAAGCGUCGAACGAUCUGGUGGUGGCUUAUAGAAGGGGAACCUUGACAAGACUGUGUCGAGAUCGUGUUCUAAUUGUUAUUUAUUGUACCUAUGAUAAGUACACCCUAUGAUCUAUACCAUUUUAUGCUUUCCCACCCCUUCACGUCCCUAUAGGUCGUAUACAAUACUCAAGCACAUCCGCGAUUCGGGAGAUGCAACUUCACGAUGUAGUACGUACUUCAACUCUCCUAAUGAGCUGAAUAUUAAUUGAGGAAUGAACAAAGGGAAUAAGAUGAGUUGAUAACUUGAAAAAAUUUGCUUAUCAAAGAUGAAAACUAUAAAAAUAUUUAAUUUAUUUCAAAA
Molecule: messenger RNA, 2697 nt
Organism: Diprion similis
Lineage: Eukaryota; Metazoa; Arthropoda; Insecta; Hymenoptera; Diprionidae
Gene: Gpo1
Product: glycerol-3-phosphate dehydrogenase, mitochondrial
Exons: 12
Coding region: 221-2386 (721 amino acids)
Biological process (GO): glycerol-3-phosphate metabolic process
Cellular component (GO): mitochondrion; glycerol-3-phosphate dehydrogenase (FAD) complex
Molecular function (GO): calcium ion binding; glycerol-3-phosphate dehydrogenase (quinone) activity
Source: RefSeq, a predicted model, not a curated record